Messenger RNA from Vitrella brassicaformis, 6839 nucleotides. NCBI's taxonomy places the organism in Eukaryota, Vitrellaceae. The record is from the annotation of a GenBank genome assembly.
GCGGCGACCGUUGCUGGCGUCAUGUCGCUGGAGGACGGGCUGCGUCUGGUCGCUGAACGGGCACGUAUCAUGCAUGGGAGCGACCCGAGAGACGGAGUCAUGGCCGCCUGUCGGCUGAGCCCUGCAGAAGUGGAGAAGGCCAUUGAGAGACUGCCACUUGGUGAGAGGAGUGUGUCCGUUGCGGCAGUCAACGGCCCCAAGAGUGUCGUUCUGUCGGGUGCUCGAGUGCAAGUGGAGGAGCUUCUGAAUAGCCUCGGUGCUGGCAGCCAAUACAAGCUGCUUCCCGUUUCUCACGCCUUCCACUCCCCACUGAUGGCUGGCGCCGUCCCGCAGUUCAAGCAGGUCUUACAGACCGUUGCCCUUCAUCAACCGAGGAUCCCCCUCGUCUCCAACGUCACCGGACAGCUCGUCGCACAAGGCCACCAGGCGCAAGAGGAAGGCGCCAGCCGGACGGACGUGACGGAUGUCGAGUAUUGGGCGCAACACAUUACUCUGCCCGUCAGGUUCCUUGAUGGCGUCCAAACAAUCAUCCACAAAGCCGGCGCGCGCGUCCUCAUCGAAGUCGGGCCAAAGCCAAUACUCGUCAACAUGGCCAAGCAGAUCGUUCGCGAGGACGCGCAAGGAGUGGACCUCCAGUGGCUACCUGCUAUCGACCCGGGCAGGACAAACGAGGAUGUCAUCGCUCUGGCCGUCAAGCAGGCAGCGACCUGUGAGGCGGGUGCGCAUCAGUGGAGUCGGCGCUCUUUUCCGUGGGCCGAUAUCCGCCAUCCUCUACUUCAGAACCGCACCGAUGACGGAGACCACGUACGAUACGAGGGCAUUCUUCGUGACGAGGUUGCGACCCUUGUGCAGGACCACGUCGUUGUUGGGAAUGCUAUAAUGCCUGGCGCUGGGUUCCUCGACAUAAUGGCCGCAGCAGCGGCGGCUGCGGACGAGGGGGCCUCUGUUUCUUCGUCCAAGUCGCAAGAUUCGUCUAUGGUGCAAAUGGAAGACGUCAUCUUCGAACGCCCACUUAGGGUUUCCACGAGCGCUCCCCCUUCGGUUCGCAUUCAGGUCGAGAGGACCGCAGCGAGCGGCUCAAGCCAUCGGCUGGAGACUGUUGGGAUCCUGUCAAGGAGCCAGGACGAGCAAUCUUUCAUGUCUGUCAGUACAGCCCGCGUGACCAGCAUCAAUUCUUCGCCCCCUGAUGCCUCGGCCACUGGAGGGGACCUGGAAAGUGUCAAGAACCGAUGCACACGCCACGUUGAUCUGACCUCGUUCUACCGCCAGUUUAGCGAGUGGGGCUUCAGCGGCGGGCCCCGCUUCAGGACCAUGGGUCAUCUCAUGCUAGGCGAUUCGGAAGCUGUUGCUUACCUGCAACUGACGGCACCUAUCCUGCCUUUCGAGAGAGGGUUCCGCGUCCAUCCUGCCCUUCUCGAUGGAGCGUUUCAAAGUGCAUUCGUCGUGCUGGAAAUAGUGGAAGCAGGUGCAGACAACGGUCAGCAGAAGACGACCCAAGCGAAGUCGACUUUUGUGCCUGCCGGGGCAGACAAGGUGUCUUUCGGGCGGUGCAGUGCGUCUGACAAGCUGUGCAGUCACGUCCGGCUCGUCAGGCGGGACGACACGGGAGCGAUCAUCGACGUGGCGCUGUAUGACAGCGGAGGUCAGGUGAUUGUGGCGAUCAAGCAUCUCCAUCUGCGGCCGAUCCAUGCUACAUCCAUCGCUGAGAUCCCGAAGGAGCUCCUUUGGCAGCUGGAUUGGCAGACUGGCAGCGACGGCUCGACAACGCUCGACAAGCUGACUGGCACCGGCGAGAGAGAGGCAUCGUCCGUCCAUCUGCGGUGCCUCUUGUGUGGCUUGGCGCCGAAGCUCAAGGCGAAAUUGGAAGGCUGUGGAGCAGAGGAGCGGGCCGCUCUCGGCCUGAAGACGGGGUCAAAAAUGCUGGCUUGCGAUGAGCUACCCGCCGGUCGGGCACUGGAGCUGCUCUUGGCAGACGAGGUCGAGGGGGCGAAGGGCAAGGGUCCUCGGUAUCUCUGGGAUGUCAUUCUGUACCUGGGCGGGCUGUCAGGGCGGCAGAACGCGAGUGAAGUCGACGUGCUCAACGAGGCUCUCUGUCUGGCACAAGCCAUGCUAAGCCUGGGUCGAAGAGUGCACCAAAACGAUCCCCCUCCAAUCUGGCUCGUCACGUCUGGCGUCAUGCAGCCAGCAUACGAGCAGGACAGAUCACUUGGAGACCUCGACGUGAUGGCGCAUGCCGGUUUGUGGGGCUUUGCGAAGACCGCUCGGCUGGAGCUGGAGGCGAACAUUGGCAGGAGGAUCCAGCUUGGCUGCAUCGACGUGGCUGUCGCCCCUCAAGUGAGCGCCUCGUUCCUUGCCUCGCUCCUGACCACAGUGCGAACGGAGCGAGAGAAGCCGCUGAAUGCUUAUGAGAGUGAAAUUGUAAUGCGCUCCGCUGUCCAAGACCACGAAGGGAAGAGAGAUCGACCGGUGAACCUUCUGUAUUCACGCCUCAAGAAGUCGGCACUGCAGGUGCGGGGCGCCGUUGAGCUGUUUUUGCCUCGUCGCGGUGCUCUCAGCAACCUGAAGCUUCGUCCGCUGGCUGAAGCCUCUCGCAUGGUCCCAUCAGCUGGCUGUGUGGAGAUUCGCGUCCGCGCGGUAGGACUGGAUUUCCGUGACGUGCUGAACGUGAUGGGUUUGUAUCCUGGGGACCCUGGUCCGCCUGGCGGCGAUUGCUCGGGGACGGUCGUACGGGUUGGAGCUGGCGUGACGCAUCUCGGAGUGGGCAAUGACAUCUACGGUGUCGCACCAGGGUGUCUGCGGACGUAUGCGACCACAGACGCCCGCUGGAUGGCCGUCAUACCGGCUACCGUUUCGUUCGAGCAAGCCGCGGCCCUGCCAUCUGUGUUCGUCACCGUCGAGGUCGCUUUCAGGGAGCUUGCGCAAGUCAAGAGAGGGGAGAACGUGCUCGUUCACGUGGCGACCGGAGGGGUGGGCUUAGCGGCACUUCGAUACUGCCAGCAUGUGGGCGCCACCGUCUAUGCGACGGCCGGCAGUCAGGCGGAGAAGGACUAUUUGCGCGAGACGUGCGGCAUUGAGUAUGUGACCACCUCGCGCGACGCUGAGCGGUUCAAAGAGGACAUGCUGUCUUUCUUGGAGAGGGGGAAGACGAGGAUCGAUGUGGUCCUCAACUCGCUGAUCGACGACUACAUUCCCUUCUCGCUGGAUCUCGUGGCAACCAACGGCCGUUUCAUGGAGCUGGGCAAGCGCGGCACCUGGACUAAGGACAGGGUCGCACAUAAGCGGCCCGAUGUCAUAUAUGAAGUCAUUGCCGUGGACCAUAUGAUGGAGGAGUCGCCCGAGUGGUUCGGCUCGAUGCUAGAUCGCAUCCGACAUCUCGUGGAGCAAGGCCAGAUCCACAGCAUACCCCUGCAUGUGUUCGACAUUGACAGCCCAGAGGCAGCCAGCAAUGGCGUCGCUGGUUUCCAGUUCCUGCAGCGAGCGCAGCACAUCGGCAAAGUCGUUCUUCAGAUUCCGAGCGCAAUCGCGGCACGUAGGACCAGCGGGGCCGAGGACAUCAGCGGGGCACGUAGGACCGACGGUCGGCAGGGCAGCUACGUCAUCACGGGCGGUGUCGGGGGACUGGGACUGGUUGUAGCUGAGUGGCUGGUCCACGAGGGGGCCAAAGACGUGGUGCUCGUGUCGCGGCGUGGCCAGCCGUCGAGGGAGCUUGCGGCGACGGCUCUGUGGCAGAGGCUGACGGACUUGACCGGCGAUAACGGCGGAGAGUCAGUCAUCCACUGUGUGGCAGCUGACGUCUCAACAUGGGCAGGCUGCGGCAGCGUGUUUGAACAAGUGGGCCGUCCAGUCGCGGGCAUCUUCCACGCUGCCGGUGUACUCGAAGACGCGGCACUGGCCAAGCAAACCAGGCAGAGCAUCGAACGAGUUUACAGGCCGAAGGUAGGGAAAGCACACAGCCAGCCUCUCUCAACGUUUCCUGAUUCAAAGUGCUCUUUCUUGCUUGGCCUCAGGUAAUGGGGGCGUGGCACCUUCACGAGCACUGCGCACGUGAAGGUCUUGCCCUCAGUCACCUGGUCUUCUUCUCGUCGGCCGCGUCCAUGUUGGGCAACAUCGGGCAGAGCAAUUAUGCCGCGGCCAAUGCUUGCCUGGACGCGCUGACCUUGUACCGUCGUUCGCGUGGUCAGUGCGCUGUGAGCAUCCAGUGGGGUCCGUGGCUGGAGCAAGGCAUGGCCGCCCAGCUGAAGCAGCAUUUCGACACAGUGGGCGUCCGAGGGAUCUCCAACGAGCUGGGGCUCCGAGUUCUUGGCGACGUCAUGAGAGCCGCCACGACAGGCAAUUCCAGCCGUGCCGUCAGUGUUGUGGGCUGCCAGUCGCUUAAGUGGAAGACCUUCCUCCAAACCUACGAGGCGCACCCACCAUCGUUCCUGCAGGACGUCAUCCCCGCCGACAAGACCACGAUAGAGAGCGGAGGGAACGGUCAGAUCAAUCAUGCCCUCCUCAAGAUGGAUGCAAGCACGCUCAAGGAUCACGUGCGCAAGAAAGUCCUAGAGAAGGCGCGACAGGUGCUCGGUGGGAAUGAAGACAGCACUCCGCCGCUCGAUGCACCGCUGCGGGAGUCCGGCAUCGAUUCACUUGGCGCGGUGGAGUUCAGAAACGGCCUCGCAGCGGAACUGGACGUCAAACUUUCAGCAACCACGCUCUUCGAUUAUCCGACGCUUAACGGUAUCAUUGGAUUCAUCGUGCAGCAGAUCCAAAUCAAGACUGGCCAGGAGCAACCGGGCCACCAGCCGAGCACAAUGAUGCCGGUCAGCGUGUCUGUCAAGGGGCGUGAUGCGCUGACUACGAGGAUCGGCGUGUACGGCGUAUCGUGUCGGUUUCCGGGCCGCAUCGACAGUCUGGCGUCGCUGUGGUCGUUCGUCAUGGGCCAGCAGGACGCCGUGUGUGACACUCCCGCCGACCGAUGGUAUGUUGGCGACUUUGUGAGGUCCGCCAGCUCUCUAGACGAGAGCCAGCGGGCGGCGUGCCUCCAGGCCGGGUACAUUGUGGAUGGGGUGGAGUACUUUGACAACGCCUUCUUUGGCCUGUCGGCCGCCGAGGCCACGGCCAUGGACCCUCAGCAGCGCAUCAUGCUCGAGGUCGCUCACGAGGCCUUCCUCGACGCCGGACACAGCCGCGAGCAGCUACUCGGCCAGACCGUCGGCGUCGUCAUCGCCGGCAGCUCAUAUGACUGGCUCACCCUCGGGCGAGAGGGCACAACCAGCACGGCGACGGCCGACAACAAGAGCACGACCAAGACCAACAGCGACCUCAGCAGCAGCUACGCCGGAGUGGGGAGCGCUGUGUCGAUUCUGUCGAACCGCAUCUCGUAUGUGUACGGUCUUCGGGGCAACAGCAUGACGAUCGACACGGCAUGCUCGUCGUCGCUCGUGGCGCUGGACGCUGGGGCGUCCUGGAUUCGCACUGGCCAGUGCGAGACGGUCCUGGUAGGCGGCGUGCAGCUGAUGCUCUCGCCUCUGACCUUCGUCCACUGCUCGAAGGCCGGCAUGAUCUCGCCUGACUGCCGCAGUAAGACGUUCGACACGAGUGCGAACGGCUAUGUGCGCGGCGAGGGUGCGGGCGCCGUGGUCCUGGAGCGGCAGGGGGCCGGCGAUGGCGGCGAUGAUGAGGCCAUGAGUGUUUCUCCUUGGUUGGGCGAGGAGGGCAAGGACGGCCUCGCGAGGGGUUUGGAGGAGGAUGUCUCGAGCCGCAGGGGAGGGACAAGGAGGAGGGAGCCUUUGGCUGUGGUGCUGUCGAGCUGUGUGAAUCACGUCGGGCGGAGUGCGUCGCUGACGGCGCCAUCUGGGAGUGCGCAGGCUGAGCUGCUCGGGCGCGCCCUGGAAAUCGCCGGUCUGCGGCCUCAUGAGGUGUGCUUCUUGGAGACGCACGGCACGGGCACGUCUCUUGGCGAUCCGAUUGAGGUGGGGGCCAUCCAGCGCGUCUACGGAGGGCACGAGCACGACCCAGCGGCAAUAGGGGAGAGCAGGCAGCGUCGCCCAUUGGUGCUGGGUGCUGUCAAGACCAAUCUCGGCCACCUCGAGGCAGCGGCAGGCAUGGCGGGACUGCUCAAGACCAUCGCUGUCCUGCAGCACCAGAUCUGCCCCCCCAACCUCCACUUGCGCACUCUCAACCCCUUCAUUGACGUCGGCGACGCCACUGAAGAACAGCACAAGCACGACAAACCAGAAGCACCAUACGCCACACUCAACUGUGUCUUCCCCACGGAGCCCAUCUCUCUCAAGCCCACACCAACACACACAACCAUUGCAGCACCACGCGGCCAGGCGGCAGAGGACGACGACGGCCACACCGGCCAUCAUGACGACGGCCACAACGCCGCGCUGAUUGGCGCUGUCAGCUCGUUUGGCUUUGGUGGAUCCAACGCACACGUGAUCCUACAGUGCAAGCCGAACCAAGGCCGUCAAGCGAUUGAAGGCGUCCACCGGGCAGACCAGGGGGCUUGUCACCACCGGGAGAGGAAGGUGGCUCUCAUGUUCACCGGUCAGGGCAGCCAGUAUGUCUAUAUGGGGCGGGAGCUGUACGAGAGCGACAGCGUGUUCCGGGAGGCCAUCGACAAGUGCGCGGCGUUGCUCGAUCCGCAUCUGUCGUCGCAGCAAGAGGGCGUCUCACUGGUGGAGCUGCUUUACCCCUCCACUUCAUCCGCGGAGGAACGAAUGGCUCGGCUCAUCGACGAGACGCGCUUCUGUCAGCCCGUCUUGUUUGCCGUUGAGUACGCCCUGUACACGUCGCUGUCUGCCCGGGGCGUGGUUGCCGACGUGGUCAUGGGUCACAGCCUAGGCGAGUAC